GAUAAGAACUAAAGAAGAAAAUUCGGAAGUGGAACUGGUUCGUGAAAGCCGUUCUUUAUUAUUAUGUGGAUGAAGACAUACUGCUUUGGUGCAAAAUUGUCCUUCCAUUGAAAAAUGUCUAAUCUGCAGUCGUUUCGCGUGUUCUUACAUAGGCGCUUAAUUGAGGCUGCUGCGGAGAUUUUGGGGGCAGUUGAGAAAACGAUAGAGGAUUACCAGCUUGAGAAUGGUCGGCUACGAAGAAUGCUGCAGAUCAAACCGGAGAUUGAACAAUGUCAAAUAGAACCCCUGCAGUUUUCUGAAGAGGAGGUUCCCCCUGAGCAGAAACAAUGUGAGCAGGAGUGGAACCCCAGUCUACAGCAGGAGGACCCACAGCCCAGACAGAUUAAAGAGGAACAGGAGGAACUCGGAACCAGUCAGGAGGAAGAGCCGCUUCAAGGCCUCUUUGAUAACAAAGACUCCAUAUUGACUCCUCUCUGUGUGAAGAGUGAAUGUGAUCAGGAAGACCCACCUUCCAGAGAAACACCAGCUGAAUAUCCAUCUGUCAGUGGACUGAAAAUGUCUAAACUCCAGUCGUUUCAUCUGUUUCUAAAUGAGCGUUUGAUGGUGUCGGCAGCUGUGGAGAUUUUCAGGGCAGUUGAGAAAACUGUGUCAGAGUACCAGGAAGAGAAUGAUCAUCUCCGGAGACUGAUACAACUCACCCCAGAGAUACAGUCAUGUACAAUAGGCACCCUGAAGGUCUCUGUCUCUGAAGAGUUUUCACCUGAGCAGAAACACUCUGAGCAGGAGUGGAGCCCCAGUUUGGGGGAGGAGGACCCAGAGCCCACACAGAUUAAAGAGGAACAGGAGGAGGAAGAACAGCAUCCAGGGCUCUUUGUCACUAAAGACUCCAUAUUGACUCCUCUCUGUGUGAAAAGUGAAUGUGAUCAGGAGAACCCGCUUGUGGAGAACAGAGAGACUGACUUUCCAUUGUGGUCCUCAACACUUCCCUGCCCUUUUUGUGGUAAGGUGUUCAAAUUCAAAGGGAAUCUGUCCAAGCAUAUGAGAAUUCACACAGGAGAGAAGCCCUUUAGCUGUGGUGAAUGUGGGAAAAGCUUCAGUUUAAAGGAAAAUUUAACUAGGCACAAACUGACUCACAGAGAGAAACUAUUUACCUGUGUUGACUGUGGCUUAAGCUUUGUUCAUAAAGAAGACCUAAAAGGGCAUAAACUGACUCACACAGAAGGUAAAUCAUUUAAAUGUGGUGACUGUGGAAAAAGCUACAGUACAAAGAAGAUCUUAUCCAGACAUCAGCUGACUCACACAGGAGAGAAACCUUUUAGAUGUGGUGACUGUGGGAAAAGUUUCAGUCACAAAGGGGACCUAAAAAGGCACAUGCAAACACACACAGGGGAGAAACCUUUUAGCUGUGCAGACUGUGGGAAAAGUUUCAGUUCAGAGGCAUACCUUAACAGGCAUAUGCAGACACACACAGGAGAGAAACCAUUUAGCUGUGAUGACUGUGGGAAAAGCUUUAAAUGGAAAAUUGUACUAGAAAGGCAUAAGAGGACUCACACUGGAGAGAAACCAUUUAUCUGUGGUGAAUGUGGAAAAAGCUUCAGUUGCAAGGCAAUCUUAACUGUGCAUACACGUACUCACACAGGAGAAAAACCAUUCAGCUGUGUUGACUGUGAGAAAAGCUUCAGUCAGAAAGUGGAUUUAAAUAGGCAUAUACAGACACACACUGGGGAGAAACCAUUUAACUGUGUUGACUGUGGGAAGAAAUUCAGUUUUGAGGUGUCCUUAAGGAGACAUAAACUGAUUCACACAGGAGAGAAGCCCUUUAGCUGUGGUGAUUGUGGGAAAACAUUCAGUCUCAAGAAGCACCUGAACAGGCAUGAGCUGGCUCACACAGGAGAGAAAUCAUUAAGUAAUGAAGAAAUCACAAUUAAAACUUAAUCGCUCCCAUACUGACUCUCAGUGGAAUCAAGAAAAACAUCCACAGGGAAGGAAAACAUUGCAAGAAACAUCAAUGGAACAUAAGGUCUAAGAGAUUUCCAAAGAAGUUGUAGAUAAAAAAACAACAACUCUGGAUUAUUGAUACUGUGGGUUCAGAAAAGGAAAUGGAUCUAUGAUGAAUUGACCAGGUGUUAUGUGGAGUUGGGACAGUAAUGUAAUGUAUUUUGACACUCACACAACUCCAUUCAUACCCUAGUGGCCAGAGUUUGAAAGGGAUACAUAUAAGUAUGGAUAUUUUAUUUUAGUUUGUUUUACAUUCAAUGAUACAUUUAGUUUAAUCUGCAUUAUUUCAUCCAUCUAACUCACUGAAUAUAGAACCUGGAAGAAUGGCCACUGGAAUACAUUUUUGUUUUAUG
Molecule: messenger RNA, 2351 nt
Organism: Esox lucius (northern pike)
Lineage: Eukaryota; Metazoa; Chordata; Actinopteri; Esociformes; Esocidae
Product: gastrula zinc finger protein XlCGF57.1
Exons: 3
Coding region: 115-1935 (606 amino acids)
Biological process (GO): regulation of transcription by RNA polymerase II
Cellular component (GO): nucleus
Molecular function (GO): RNA polymerase II cis-regulatory region sequence-specific DNA binding; DNA-binding transcription activator activity, RNA polymerase II-specific
Source: RefSeq, a predicted model, not a curated record